UGUAAGAAGCAUACAGCGUGCAUCCCCAAUCUUGUCUGACUGUGUUGCAGGCUUAAUAAACAGGAAGGUUAGAAAUCACCGGUUUAAUCCACAGCUAUCACUUGAAAAAUAGCUAGCUCAGCGCUGAAGUUCCCUCCCGUGCUAGGACUGGGGGAAAUGGAUAUGUUUUGUAGUGCUUAGAGGAUGCAGCCUGCCACAGGGUAAGUCGGAGGCGGCUGGUGCUGCUCCGCGGCCACGGCCUCCCCGGGAGCCGCUGCCUGACGCCCAGCCCGGCCGCCGAGGCUCGGCUCCCUCCACCAGGCAGCGCGGCACGCGUGACAGCCUGGCCGGCGUUUAGUGGUGUCAACUUAUUAAUUUCCAUCUUCGACUUCAGGCCUGUUAGUUUCCUGUCUGAAAGCAUUAUUACUUUUGUCCAUGUGGCAAAAUAAUUAGCAUACAGAUGAGCAGCGGCCGGGCGUCUGAGCGCCGGUGGAGGAAGAUGUGCAGUGCAGAGUUGAUUGGAUGAAUGCGGAACAAACGGUGAGCGUUCGGGAGCAUUGCAAGAGUUCUGGAGUCCUGGAGCAGGGUGCGGGAUUUUCUGGAGACGCUCACACGGAGGCCGAGGACAAGGUGCACGCAGCAGCCGUCUGGACACCUGUGCGAUCUGCGCCGAUGUCUGAGGAGUCGUCGAGUGUGAAAAUGAACCCAAGGGAGACUUGGUGAAGUCACAUCGAGGGGCAUCUCCAACCCUGACCUCCUGAGGAAGCAGAUCGGAUCCAAGGAGCACCCCGGGCGACCGGCUGCAGAGUGACGACACCUGCAAGGGGAAAUGUAGUUAUCGAGCCCAGUCAGCUGUUUGUGUCUCUGAAAUUAUCUACGACAUCUGGUCGAGAAAGGUUCUGGUCGGACCCACAGACAUAUGGCUGUCCAAGGAGCCACAUAAAGAUGGAGAAAUGGAGGCACAGGGAAAUUAAGUAACUUCGCCUCAGUCCCCAGCUGGGGAGGACCAGGAAGAGAACAUAGAGGGACCCUGACUCCGGGCCCGUGUCCUGCCCACGGAGCCACGCUGCCUCCCUUCCUAGGAGAGAAGACGCCCCACAAGAUGGAGGUGGACGCCGAGGAGAAGCGUCAUCGCACACGGUCCAAAGGGGUUCGAGUUCCCGCGGAACCAGCCGUACAAGAGCUCUUCAGCUGUCCCACACCUGGCUGUGAUGGCAGUGGUCACGUCAGUGGCAAAUACGCAAGACACAGAAGCGUAUAUGGCUGCCCCUUGGCUAAAAAAAGAAAAACACAGGAUAAGCAGCCCCAAGAACCUGCUCCCAAGCGGAAGCCGUUCGCCGUGAAAGCCGACAGCUCCUCGGUGGACGAGUGCUACGAGAGCGAGGGGUCGGAGGACGUGGACGAGGAGGAGGAGCUCUCGGAGGGCGAGGACGAGCGCAGGGAGGACGAGGAGGAGGAGGAGGGCGACCGGGAGGACGAGGAGGAGCUCGCGGAGGACGACGAGGACGACGAGGACGACGAGGACGACGAGGACGUGGAGGACGACGAGGACGACGAGGACGACGAGGACGACGACGAGGACGACCACGAGGACCACCCCAUGAGCUGCCACAACACUCGCAUAGCGCAGGACGCGGAGCAGGACGACAACAACGAGGAGUACGACAAUUACGACGAGCUGGUGGCCAAGUCCCUGCUGAACCUCGGCAAGAUCGCCGAGGACGCGGCCUACCGCGCCAGGACGGAGUCGGAGAUGAACAGCAGCACCUCCACCAGCCUGGAGGACGGCAGCGACCGGAACGAGACCCUGGGCCGGAAGAGCGAGCUGAGCCUGGACCUGGACAGCGACGUGGUCAGGGAGACCGUGGACUCGCUGAAGCUGCUGGCCCAGGGCCACGGGGUGGUGCUCUCGGAGAGCCUCGGCGACCGAGCGUACGCAGACUCCCUGUCGCAGCAGGAGGGCAGGAACAUGAACUAUAUGAUGCUGGGCAAGCCCGUCAACAACGGGCUCGUGGACAAGAUGGUGGAGGAGAGUGACGAGGAGGUGUGUCUGAGCAGCCUGGAGUGUCUCAGGAACCAGUGCUUCGACCUGGCGCGGAAGCUGAGCGAGACGAACCCGCAGGACCGGGCCCAGCCGCAGAACAUGAACGCCCGCCAGCACGUCCGGCAAGAGGACGACUUCGCGGGCAGGACGCCGGACAGGAACUACUCCGACAUGAUGAACCUGAUGCGGCUCGAGGAGCAGCUGAGCCCCAGGUCUAGAACUUUCUCCAGCUGUGCAAAGGAGGACGGGUACCACGAACGAGACGACGACACCACCUCCGUGAACUCAGACAGGUCCGAGGAGGUGUUUGACAUGACCAAGGGAAACCUGACCCUCUUGGAGAAGGCCAUCGCCUUGGAAACAGAGAGAGCGAAGGCCAUGAGGGACAAGAUGACAAUGGAGGCCGGAAGGCGGGACAGUGUGCGGCCGUACGAGGAGCAGUCGCCAAGACCGCUUCCCGGGGAAGACAGGAAGCCCAAGUCCGGGGACAGCCAUGUCAAAAAGCCAUACUAUGGUAAAGAUCCCUCGAGAGCAGAAAAGAAAGAGAGCAAGUGUCCCACCCCGGGGUGUGACGGAACCGGCCACGUAACCGGGCUGUACCCACAUCACCGCAGUCUGUCCGGAUGCCCGCACAAAGAUAGGGUCCCUCCGGAAAUUCUUGCCAUGCAUGAGAAUGUUCUCAAGUGCCCCACUCCGGGCUGCACGGGGCGAGGGCAUGUAAAUAGCAACAGGAACUCGCACAGAAGCCUCUCCGGAUGCCCCAUUGCUGCCGCAGAGAAACUGGCAAAGGCCCAGGAAAAACACCAGAGCUGUGACGUGUCCAAGUCCAACCAGGCCUCAGACCGAGUGCUAAGGCCCAUGUGCUUCGUCAAGCAGCUGGAGAUCCCUCACUACGGCUACAGGAACAGCGUGCCCACGGCCACGCCCCGCUCCAACCUCGCCAAAGAGCUGGAGAAAUAUUCCAAGACCUCGUUUGAGUACAACACUUACGACAGCCAUACUUACGGCAAGCGGGCCAUAGCUCCCAAGGUGCAAACCAGGGAUAUAUCCCCCAAAGGAUAUGAUGCAAAGCGCUACUGCAAGAACGCCAGCCCCAGCAGCAGCACCACCAGCAGCUACGCGCCCAGCAGCAGCAGCAACAUGAGCUGCGGGGGCGGCAGCAGCGCCAGCAGCACGUGCAGUAAGAGCAGCUUCGACUUCGCCCACGACAUGGAGGCCGCGCACAUGGCGGCCACGGCCAUCCUCAACCUGUCCACGCGCUGCCGCGAGAUGCCGCAGAACCUGUCCACCAAGCCGCAGGACCUGUGCACCGCGCGGAACCCUGACAUGGAGGUGGACGAGAAUGGGACUCUGGACCUCAGCAUGAACAAGCCGCGGCCACGGGAGAGCUGCUGCCCGGUCCUGACGCCCCUGGAGCCCAUGUCCCCCCAACAGCAGGCGGUGAUGGGCAGCCGGUGCUUCCAGCUGGGAGAGGACGAGUGCUGGGAGCUGCCUGUGGACUACACCAAGAUGAAGCCGCGCAGGACGGACGGCGGCGACACUACCGAGGUCCCCCCAGAAGACUUGGACCCGUUCCAGGAGGCUCUGGAGGAGAGAAGGUACCCGGGAGAGGUGACCAUCCCCAGCCCCAAGCCCAAGUACCCCCAGUGCAAGGACAGCAAGAAGGACUUGAUCACUCUGUCAGGCUGUCCCCUCGCCGACAGAAGUAUCCGGAGCAUGCUGGCCACCAGCUCUCAAGAACUCAAGUGCCCCACCCCUGGCUGCGAUGGCUCCGGGCACAUCACCGGGAACUACGCCUCCCACCGGAGUCUUUCAGGUUGCCCGAGAGCAAAGAAAAGUGGCAUCAGGAUAGCACAGAGCAAGGAAGACAAAGAGGACCAGGAGCCCAUCAGGUGUCCCGUUCCCGGGUGUGACGGCCAGGGCCACAUAACCGGGAAGUACGCCUCCCAUCGCAGCGCGUCGGGGUGCCCCUUGGCGGCCAAGAGACAGAAGGACGGAUACCUCAAUGGCUCGCAGUUCUCCUGGAAGUCGGUCAAGACGGAGGGCAUGUCCUGCCCCACGCCGGGCUGUGACGGGUCAGGGCACGUCAGCGGUAGCUUCCUCACCCACCGGAGCUUGUCGGGAUGCCCACGAGCCACAUCGGCCAUGAAGAAGGCGAAGCUGUCGGGAGAGCAGAUGCUGACCAUCCGACAGCGGGCCAGCAACGGCAUAGAGAAUGACGAAGAGAUCAAGCAGCUGGACGAAGAGAUCAAGGAGCUGAACGAGUCCAACUCCCAGAUGGAGGCCGACAUGAUCAAACUGAGAACUCAGGUAACAAUCACCACGAUGGAGAGCAGCCUGAAGACCAUCGAGGAGGAGAACAAAGUGAUCGAGCAGCAGAACGAGUCUCUUCUCCACGAGCUGGCCAACCUGAGCCAGUCCUUAAUUCAUAGUCUAGCUAAUAUCCAGCUGCCACACAUGGAUCCAAUCAAUGAACAAAACUUUGAUGCGUACGUGACUACUUUGACGGACAUGUAUACAAAUCAAGACCGUUAUCAGAGCCCAGAAAAUAAAGCCCUUCUGGAAAACAUAAAGCACGCUGUCCGAGGAAUCCAGGUGUGACCGUCUGCGAGAGGCGGGGUCUCGCUUGCACGGGGCCCCGGGCUCCGCGCUGCCAGACGCACCGCGAGUGUCAGAUUCUCAUUUCUGUUCGAAACAGUGUCAUGCUUACGAGACUUCAUGAUGAUUUUCUGUCUUGCUUUAAAGAUAGUUCCCCGCAGAAUAGUUUUUGGAUACAUUCCCAUUUUGUACGUUUUCAUAUGCGCUGACGUAGUGUGACGUUUCUAGCUGCUAAUCUCUGCACACCUGGGGGCUGUGUGUUUCUGAAGAGGUGAGCCCAUCACAAUAAAUAGAGUGUCAAUUCUUUUUAAUGCUUUAGUGAUUCAAUGUUUUAGUAUUUUGAACUGAAAUGGACAAAAACAAACAAAAAAACCCACAGCUUUGAAUGAUCAUGUGGUGGCCUUGCAGCCACUGCGGAAACAUCCUCAUCUUGCCUCAUGUUGGAGGAUUUUAUGGAAUUAAGAAAUACAUUUUGUGUGCAUAUUGUUUCAUAGCAAGAAUCGGUUGCAAAAAAAAAUGCUUUAUUUUUGAACAAUGCUUGGAAAUAUUAUGUGAUUUUUUUUUUGUUGUUGUUCGUUUGUUUUAGGAGGAUGGUGUAUGGUGGGGGCACUAAGUGAGGUUUUUUCCGAGGAAGUGGUAUAUGGAUUCACUGUAAGAGAUGAGAUAAGUAAUUUAUUGUAAGACGACAUCAAGCCAUGGGAAUCUGGCAGAAGAUUCCAAGCAGCUGAAACAGCACUUUUAAGUUCACUGCUGAGCAUUAUGUGGUGGGACUCUGGGCACGUCCGCGCAGACAGGGGCUGGUGAGAGGUGGGCCGCGCGGAGAUGUCCGUUGCGGGGUCCGUAGACGUUGGAGCAGCCGUCCCCAUCUCCCCGAGCACGUGCUGCCCCUCAAACUGUCCGUCACGGCCAUGGCGUGUGUCCCACAGAACCUGUGUGCUCUCCUUUAUGUUCAAAACUCAUUUAAGAGUGUUUAUGCUCCCCCCCCCCCGCCCCGCUUUUAAAAAUGAUCACUGUCAUCGUGGCUGUAAAUUUCUCUCCCCAUCUGGGUGAGGCCCACGGUGCGCCACUCCGUGACCACGGUACACGCCACUCCGUGAGCUACUGCACGCGCUUCCGCGGGGCUGGGGGGCUGAAGGCAGCGCAACGGGACCCCCGGGCCGAGGCUGGCCCGGCCCAUCCCCGGCAGUCCCCAGAGCCCGGCAGUCCAGUCCCCAGCAGAGCACGGCGCAGACGACCCUCCUGUUCCGCCUCCCCUGGAGACUGGGUGACCGCGUGGCAUAGCCUUGCUGUCUGAUCUGUCACGACCUACUCUAAGAAUGAAUGCAAUCAGAUUUUCAGAGUAAUUCUCUACACUUGAGCACUUUUUUGCUUUACACUAGGUCAUCUUAGACUCGCCUACACUUGGAGGUUCCAUUGUUUUCUUCCAGUGACUGCACUAUGUGUACGCGUCCGACCACUUCUGAUGGCCGCGUCCCUCACCCCUUCCGAGUAGUCCCUAGGACGACGUGUUGUGUUUUCUGGUGUUGACUUGAGUUACAUGUGACAGCAUCUCUUCCUUUCGUGUCUUGAUGUUAUGCAGGAAGUACAGAAGUACUUUAAAAUUUUGUUAUGAAAAAAAAAAAAGAUGGGUUUUGUAAAAAUUUAAAAAAAUAUUUUUAGCAGAACAGGACUUACAGGGUCAUUGUCCCCACAACGUGCCAGUCGACUAUUUGCACUUACCUUGUCCUCUAUAUCCGUACGGAGGUGUGCAAUUCCUGGGGUCAGCGGCCUCGCGAGGCUGGCCCCGACGGAGGAGGGAGCCCGCACGGCUGACCUGACGAUGUUGCUCCGGGAGAUUACAGGGAUCCCACAGCAAACUCUCUGAUACAAUCCUCGACCUCGGUGUACAUAUGUGUAUAAGUCAGCGUCCGUCCCGGCGGCACUUUAUGCGGCUCACUGUACAGACGCUUACCGUUUCCCACGAGGACUUGAAUCACGAGCUGGGACAACGAGGUCACCCCCGGGGCUCGGCAGCGGCGUCCCCGAGAGCGCCCCCUCCUGCGCCGCGACGCGUGGUAGCUGCCGUGCUCAGAAUUGCCUUUUCGAGAGCUGAAGCCAGGUGCUUCUUGUCCCCUGAUGCCCGGGACCCCGUGGGGGGCCUCCCGCAGGGGCCCGCCGGUCCCUUGGGCACGUAUGCAUUUCCCCCGCCGCGUCGUGUCUCAGCUUUUUGCCGAUAUAGUAAUGCUUUUAGUAGAGUGGUAGGUAGUGUCAGUUCCGGACUCUUCGCGUCACCACCGAUGUACAACGGAAAGGGGUUCUAAGCACAAGUCCGCUGCUCAUCUAACGUUGGUACAUACUCUCAAAUCAGAAGUUAUCUGUGACGACUAUAUAUAGGGUCACAAAGUGUCACAUAUUAGAAUGCUGACCUUUCACAUGGAAUUAUAGUGAGUCUCAGAGUCUAUUUAUUCUAACUUAUUGUUCAUGACCAUUUCUAAGUUAAUUUAAGUAAUCAUUUAUUAAGACAGAAUUUUGUAUAAAUAUUUAUUGUGCUCUCUGUGGAACUGAAGUUUCAUUUAUUUUUGUACGACACGGCAUGGGUUGUGGACACUUUGAUUUUGCUAUAAAUGUGUGGAAUCACGAGUCGCAGUGACACUUCAUUUUUAAAUUGUGAACUUUGUACAAAUUUUGUCAUGCUGGAUGUUAACACAUCUUACUCUAAAUAAAAACGGUGUUGCCACA
Mustela lutreola (European mink) is the source of this 7339-nucleotide messenger RNA. RefSeq names its product myelin transcription factor 1 like (gene MYT1L). The transcript has 25 exons. Gene Ontology annotation, biological process: regulation of transcription by RNA polymerase II. Lineage: Eukaryota; Metazoa; Chordata; Mammalia; Carnivora; Mustelidae. The record is from RefSeq and is a predicted model, not a curated record. Gene Ontology annotation, molecular function: zinc ion binding; DNA-binding transcription factor activity, RNA polymerase II-specific; RNA polymerase II cis-regulatory region sequence-specific DNA binding. Gene Ontology annotation, cellular component: nucleus. The coding region runs from base 1082 to 4624 and encodes 1180 amino acids.